Molecule: messenger RNA, 736 nt
Organism: Drosophila innubila
Lineage: Eukaryota; Metazoa; Arthropoda; Insecta; Diptera; Drosophilidae
Gene: Arl6
Product: ADP-ribosylation factor-like protein 6
Biological process (GO): cilium assembly; vesicle-mediated transport; protein localization to cilium
Cellular component (GO): axoneme; cytoplasm
Molecular function (GO): GTPase activity; GTP binding
Source: RefSeq, a predicted model, not a curated record
GCAUUGUUAUUGUUUAGUUGAGAGCACACAAUGGGAAUGUUUAACAAUUUGGCAGAAUUGAUCAAGGUCAAGAAGGAUAAAAUGACAAUAUUAGUGUUAGGUUUAAAUAACAGUGGUAAAUCGACGAUAAUAAACCAUUUUAAGAAAUCAAGUGAACAGUCAAACAUAACGGUGCCAACAGUUGGAUUUCUGAUAGAGCAAUUCUACAGUGAGUUAAAAAAAAAAAUAUACAUCGUAUUAAAAAUAAAUAUAUAUUUUAAAUAAGGCACGGGUGUGAGCAUUAAGGCUAUGGAUAUGUCUGGUGCCACCCGGUACAGAAAUCUGUGGGAGCAUCAGUUUAAAAACUGUCAAGGAAUAAUCUAUGUUAUCGACUCAAGUGACAGAAUGCGAUUUGUUGUUGUUAAAGAUGAGUUGGAUCUUGUGCUACAUCAUCCUGAUAUUUGUAAUCGCUUGGUGCCCAUACUUUUCUAUGGCAACAAAUCAGAUCUUGAGGAUUCGCUUUCAAAUGUGAAAAUUGCAGCAGCGUUAGGUCUGGAUAACAUCAAGGAGAAGCCUUGGCAUAUAUGUUCCAGCAACGCAAUCUCCGGAGAAGGCUUGGAUGAGGGUGUUCAGUGGCUUGUGCAACAAAUCAGAUUCGCCGUACUGAGCAAUCGAAAGGGAGGCUUUAAAUCGAAGCAUGGCUCUAAGAAUAUUAAAUAAAUAAAAUCUAUAAUUCUACAAAUGAUUAAGACACACA